This is a messenger RNA of Heterotrigona itama, 1868 nucleotides long. Lineage: Eukaryota; Metazoa; Arthropoda; Insecta; Hymenoptera; Apidae. The record is from the annotation of a GenBank genome assembly.
CGAGGAUUACGAUCAUGAGGAUUAUCCUGGUAUCGUUUCGUUCCUCGAUUUUUCAAAAUUUUUGUAUAUAUAUCAUCGUGUUCAAUUUAUAUCUUUUCUUUAACAGUGAAAAUUGUCGAGUUCGAACAGUGAUAUUUAUAUAUUUAGUAUUUAUUGUAGUGAUUAAAGUUGAGUGAGUGAUCGAUGAGUGACCUAGGAUUUCAAUUUCUUUUUCAAUCUACUGUUCAUAUAUUUUGAGUUUAUUACUCGUUCAUUUUCUUCGUGUUUAAUCUCUACUUUUUAUAAUAGCGAAGUUACUGAGUUUCAACAGCGAGAAAAUAUUUAUUACGUUGGCGAUCAAAUUGCGACGUAGCUAAGAUCUAACAUUGAUCACGAGGAUUAUUUCAAUUUUCUUUUCUUCAAUUUGAUUUGUUCGCAUAUAUAUUCAGAGUUUGUCGUUCGUUCAUUCUCUUCGUGUUUAAUUUUCUACUUUUAAGAAUUUAUAUUAGUGAUUAAAUUGGUUGCGACUGAAUGAUUUUAUUGUUAAUACAAUACGUUUAUAUGUUAUUCGUAGGUACUUUCGUUAUUCCUGGCAGUCAGUGCAGCAAUUACUAUUGUUGACAAGCACGAGAAGACCAAAUCUUUCGCAUCGAAGAAACAUGACAAAAGAGGGCUCGUGAACUUGGAAUACGGUAUACCUGAACAUGUGUUUGGUCCUCAAGAACCGGCACCUGUUAUCGAGUCUUCUGUUCCGGAAGUAGGUGGACACUUCGAAUCGGUGAUAGCACCAGUGCCUCCUCCUCUACCGCCAGCUAUACCACCAGCAGCCCCUGCAGUUGCAGUACCGGUGCCUCAGCCAGUGGCACAUCCGGUCCCAGUCGCAGUUCCUGUGACCAGACACGUGCCAGUGCCUGUACCAGUGGAUCGUCCUGUUCCCGUACCGGUAGCCGUUCCAGUCCCAAAACCGUAUCCGGUGCACGUGGAGAAGAUCGUACACGUUGACAGACCAGUGCCAGUGCCAUUUGAAAGGCCAGUCCACGUGCCAGUGGAUCGGCCAGUGGCUGUUCCCGUUCCGGUACCGAAACCAUAUCCGGUUCCCUUCGAGAAGGUGGUCCACGUGGACAGACCUUAUCCUGUCCACGUAGCAGUGCCGUAUCACGUUCCCAAACCUUAUCCCGUACCUGUUGCCAUUCAUGCUCAUAAAACACACGGCUGGUUUAAAAAAUCUUGGAAAUCUUUUAAUGAAAAUUACAAACCAGUUAUUUUGACUGCGUUGACGAUUCUUAAAUCUGAACUGAUAUCAUUGAAUUAUCCAGUUGUAUGUAUUUUCAUUCUGUACGUUGUUAUUGGACCAUUUUCGUUCAUGCAGUUCAGAGAUGCAGAGAUUUUCAUGAAAAGAAUCAAGAAAAUGAAGCCUAAGUGUUUUGAAGAUGAUCGAGUAUUUAAAAUGUUAUUUAAAACUUUAUUGAUUUGCGAUGAUAAUUAAAAAAAAGUAUACAUCCAAGUAUUUGCAGAGAUCAAUCACUUGAUGAAGAUCAUUUAAGAAGUGGAUCUUGGAAUUGUUUCUUAUUUUUUUAUGAAUGCAUAAAAAUCGGCAAUUUAAUUCAGCGUGCAUCGAAAGCAAUUUAUUCAGACAAAAUGGAGAUUAUUUAAAUCUUCAAAAAUGAUCACGAAGUAUUAUUAAUCGUCGUAUCAAUAUCUCACGACGAACGAAAUUCCGUUCACGGAGAAUUAAGAGAUCAAAAGAACGAAUUUCAACCGCCAAGAAUUUUUGUAUUGAUGAACUUUUUAAUGCAGAAUUAACGAGGAUUAACAGUCUUAAAAAUUUUUCUUCUACUAAUUUUUAUACCUUUUUUUUAUAGGUGUUUCUCGUAAUCGUAGAUGACUAA